This is a messenger RNA of Spinacia oleracea (spinach), 1702 nucleotides long. RefSeq names its product transcription factor TCP20. NCBI's taxonomy places the organism in Eukaryota, Viridiplantae, Streptophyta, Magnoliopsida, Caryophyllales, Amaranthaceae. The record is from RefSeq and is a predicted model, not a curated record. The coding region runs from base 54 to 1220 and encodes 388 amino acids. Gene Ontology annotation, cellular component: nucleus. The transcript has a single exon. Gene Ontology annotation, molecular function: sequence-specific DNA binding; DNA-binding transcription factor activity.
AAUAGUUAAUUGGUAAAUAUAUUUAGAUUUGAGGAAAAGGUGGGACAGUUUUCAUGGAUCCCAAGGGCACAAAGCAGCCACCAUCAGAGGAGGAUGUAGCACAACAACCACUACUACAACCCCACCAUUUCUUGAGCCUCCCAAACCCCACAAUUCCAACAACAUCAACAUCAUUAAUCCCAAUUAACAUGGUUAAUCCCAACAACAACAACAACAACAACAACAACAACAUAAAACCUGCUGAAAUCAAAGAUUUCCAGAUUUUGAUUACAGACAAUCAGAAUCAGAACCAAUUGAACCAGCAAGAAGAAGAAGAAGAUGAUCAGCAACAACAGCAGCAGAAAAAGCAUCAGCAUCAGCAGCAGCAGUUGGGGCCGAAGAGAAGCUCAAACAAAGACAGACACACGAAAGUAGAAGGCAGGGGAAGGAGGAUCAGGAUGCCUGCACUUUGUGCUGCAAGAAUAUUUCAAUUGACAAGAGAAUUGGGUCACAAAUCUGAUGGUGAGACCAUCCAGUGGUUGCUACAACACGCUGAACCUUCGAUCAUUGCCGCCACGGGGAGCGGCACGAUACCGGCUUCGGCUUUGGCAGCAACAGGUUCCUCUGUUUCACAACACGGGACCUCAAUUGGUUCUGCUUUACACCUUCAUAAUCAUAAAAUUGAUGAUUUGGGUGGUCCGAGUAGUAGACCUGCUACUUGGGCUGCUUUGGUAGGUAUGGGUUCUGCUAAUUUGCAAAAUUUGGGAAUUUGGCCACCGCCACAGCUUCCGCUUCAACCCCACCAGAUUUCUACUGCUAGUAAUAAUUCUUCCACAACAACCACCACAACACCACCAACUUUGGUGCCUGAGGGUGCUCAUUAUUUGCAAAAACUUGGGUAUCCUGGGUUUGACUUAGGUGGGUCCAAUCUUGGUCACAUGAAUUUCGGAUCCAUUUUAGGGGGAAAUCAUGUUCAUCAAAUUCAUCAACAUCAACAAAAUCAUCAACAACAUAAUCACAAUCACACAAUGCCUGGAUUAGAGCUGGGAUUAUCACAAGAUGGUCAUGUGGGUGUGUUGACCCCACAAGCGUUAUCCCAGAUUUAUCAACAAAUGGGUCAUUCUAGAGAUAUGGGAAGUGGUGGGUUGAGUUCUUUGCAUCAACAAGAUCAUCAUCAUCAUCAUCAACAUCAACAACAUCAACCCUCCAAUUCUAAGGACGACUCUCAAGAAUCAGGAUGAUUAUUAAUUUUCACUAUGGAGUAGUUGAUUAGCAGUUUCAAUGUAGGACAGACACAAGACUUGUUUUUAAAUUUCGUUAUUUUGGGUGUUGUAUAAUUUGCAAAGUGAGUGAAAAGGAGAAGGAUGAAUGAGGAAUUAAUUUCAGUUUUAGGCUGAAAUUUCCCACCUUUUCUGCUUUUUAAUCACACAAAAUUCACAAUUUUGUUUUGUUUUUUUUUUUUUUUUUAAUGUAAAUUUUAGAGUGUGAUUCACAAUUUCAUUUUCACAGUUCUGUUGCUUGUGAAUUGUGAUAAUGGGUGGAAUAUGCAGGUGGGAGUGCAGGAAGAAGUAGCUUCAAGUUGAGCUUUUUAUAACUUGUUCUGUAAUUUGAAGAGGGGUGUUGAAUAUUGAUUAUAUUAAAAUUAGUUUAAGUUUCUUUUUUUAAUGAUAAUAUUUGUAGAUUUUAAAUUUUGUUGGAGAAAUGAGAAGUUUGAUUUGUUUUA